Messenger RNA from Theobroma umbraticum, 1620 nucleotides. RefSeq names its product ATP-dependent caseinolytic (Clp) protease/crotonase family protein. Gene Ontology annotation, molecular function: catalytic activity. Gene Ontology annotation, biological process: fatty acid beta-oxidation. The record is from RefSeq and is a predicted model, not a curated record. Gene Ontology annotation, cellular component: mitochondrion. NCBI's taxonomy places the organism in Eukaryota, Viridiplantae, Streptophyta, Magnoliopsida, Malvales, Malvaceae.
GGUCUCCCGCUGAUAAUUGAAAGAAGAAAAAUCAAAACACCGUUUCUCUGCCUCUCUGUAAUUAUUCAAUUUCAACUCCUGCACAAAAAAAGAAAAGAAAAAUGGCAGUAGUAACCGCACUAACCAAAUCGCUGGGGCAACACUGCGCGAAAAGAUUGAAACCUUCCAUCUUUCCUCACAAAUUUCCUUCUAAUCACUCUCAGUGCCAAUUCCAAAUACUCAGAACUCUGAUUUUGGAACCCUCUUUAUCCGAAUCUGUCAAGCUCCACCGCCUCCCCGACUCCGAUUCCGGAAUUGUUGAGGUUAAUUUGGAUAGGCCUGGAGCCAGAAAUGCAAUUGGGAACGAUAUGUUGAGAGGCUUGCGCCAGGCCUUCGAAGCUAUCGAUGGAGAUUCCUCUGCUCAUGUAGUUUUGAUCUCUAGCUCAGUUCCCACUGUUUUCUGCGCUGGCGCGGAUUUAAAGGAACGAAAGAAAAUGACUGCUUCUGAGGUUCAUUCAUAUGUCAACUACUUGCGAUCCACUUUCUCAUUAAUAGAGGAACUUCAAAUUCCUACUAUUGCUGUUAUUGAGGGUGCAGCGCUGGGUGGAGGACUUGAAAUGGCUCUGUCAUGCGAUCUUAGGAUCUGCGGGGAAAAUGCAAUAUUGGGCUUGCCUGAAACAGGACUUGCCAUAAUUCCUGGUGCAGGUGGGACUCAAAGACUUCCUAGAUUGGUUGGAAAAUCAAUAGCAAAGGAACUUAUAUUUACUGCUCGGAGAAUUGGUGGCAGGGAUGCAAUGUCUAUGGGUCUUGUCAACUGCUGUGUUCCUGCUGGUGAAGCUCAUCCCAAAGCUUUAGAAAUUGCUCGGGACAUAAAUCAGAAGGGUCCAAUAGCAAUAAGGAUGGCAAAGAGGGCUAUAAAUGAGGGGCUUGAGAGAGAUAUGACCUCGGCUUUGGAUUUGGAAGAAGAGUGCUAUGAACGGCUUUUAAAUACAAAAGAUCGCUUGGAAGGCUUAGCAGCAUUUGCUGAGAAGCGGAAGCCAAGAUAUAAUGGCAAGUAGAUUAAUGAAAACAUGUUUGUUCCCAAAUUAGAAGAGAGGAAUAUAAUUUAAGAGCCUUUACUAUCGACAACUCGUGUUGUUACCAAAGAAGGUAAUCAGCUUAUGAUGUUCCUGAAUUUCCAGCUAAUGUUUUGUCACAUUAUGCUAGGUAAGGUAUUUUUUGCUUUCAUCAUAAAGGUAGUUUACGAAAUUGUCGUGUUUGUAGUAUGGCACCAACUUUGGCUUCAAGAAUUAAAGCCUACAAGUCAUAAGGUAGCAACUGUGUCCUUUGUUCUCUGGAUGAGAAGUUUGAUAAUGACACAUGCACGAGCUGAUUCAGGUGACAUUUAGAGUAAGGAUUCUAGUUGCAUGGAUGGCUCCUUAAUUUAUUUUGUCAAUACUGCAAAAGCCAAGGACAGUUCAGUGAUAAGCUUGUGAUAACUCUUCCGUGUAAAGAUCAUUUUAGAAAUACAGUCUCAACUUUUUGUGAAACUUACUCUGACCAAAUUGAUGUUUUGUACUUUCCAUUCUUGUUAAUAUCUGAAGUUCAUUUUAAGGAAGGCAGUGAUAGAUACCAUAACAAAAUCACCUUUGAUGAGUUUUC